Messenger RNA from Aureobasidium musti, 405 nucleotides. Lineage: Eukaryota; Fungi; Ascomycota; Dothideomycetes; Dothideales; Saccotheciaceae. The record is from the annotation of a GenBank genome assembly.
AUGGAGGAACAAAGAGAGAUAGCAGCACUCCAGAUGAACAAAGACCUAUGGUACAAAAUCCACGUCCUUCUCUACGAUCUCUGUAAUAUCGCUACCGACCGUGCAGCAGAGUCACGCACUCUGGCCACAACAGACGAGCUAUACAUCAGCGCGCCAUACUUUACACCUGAAGAAGCCACCCUGAUUAAGACCACGAACAUCCUAACACCAUCUCUGCAUGAGAUGCCGGAGUUUGAGGCACUUGACUACGAGGAGUUAACCUCAGAAGAGCCCCUGACUGUGGAUCGCGAGUCGUCCUCACGCUUCGUGACCAUCGAACAAGCUAUCAAAUAUUCAAAACAGCGAUGGAUCGAGCAAGAAAAAGGAGGCAAGAAAGGCAAGCGCCAGGGCAGAAGCUCUGCUUAA